CGCCGCUGCGGCGCGCGCUUCCUGUGAGGUCAGGUGGGAGGAAGCGGCCAGGGAGCCGCCGGGAGUGGACGCAGCGGAGGCCCGGAGCCGCGCCCGCAGCUUUUUGAGGUCUGGGGAAAGGCGCAGCCCAGCAGGGACCCAUCGCUCCUGGGAGGAUGGUGCGGAUCUUGGCCAAUGGGGAAAUUGUGCAGGAUGACGACCCCCGCGUGAGGAACAGUCUCCCCUCGCGCGGUAGCACCCCCCGACAGAUGCUAUUUGCAAGUCUAGGGUGGAAGAAAGACAGUCAUGGCUCCAGCCAGCUCCGGAAGCCUGAGCCCUUCGAGCACCUUGGCCUCCCCAGACUCCUGUGUCUCUUCAACUCAGUGAGAUUGCUGGCCACUGUUUGGGUUCCCUUAUCCAGCUCUGCAUUCCAGAAAUUCCCUCCAUGCAGAAAAUUGGGGUGGCAUCUGACCCAGGCAUCUGCCUCCCAGCAGUGCAAUCACAAAAGCCACGUCUUCAUGUCGGCAGCUGUCGAGUUGCUCCCAAGUCACUAUCUCCCAGACUCGGAUGUGCUGACGAUUCACCUGGGGAUCUUGAAAAGCCAAGAUCCGGAUUCGUUAGGACGGUGGGCCUCGGCUCUGCCUUUCUGACCGCCUCGCAGGUGACCCUGAUGCGGCUGGCUAUGGGGCCCCUCUCGGAGCCGUGAGGGCUGAGGUAUCUGUCAGAGCUUCUAGCCCCUGGUUCUCAACCACGGGAGCUUCUCACAGCGUCUGGGCCUGAGCCCCAGCCGAGACCGCCUUUUAAAUGGCCGUGGGUGGGCCAGGCGCUGGUCUUUUUGAAAUGUUCUUCGGGUGAUUCCAAUGGGCAUCCGGGGCCAGCGCUGUGACCCAGGCUGUGUAGAUUCAAAGCCCUUGGAGGACGGGGUCUGAUUCUGGAGGCCAGAGCACCCUCUCAUCUCGUGCUGGGUGCCUACUAACUGUCAGGGCACUUGGAGGGCAUCAAGGGGGAGCACCCACACCUGAUGGCCCAGCCCAGAGAGGGUUCUGAACCUACCAACACCACCCGCCCCCGGUGUGGGCAGAGCAGGACUCGGGAAGGCCUGGUUGACGGGAGGGGAGCCUGGAGCCGGGUGCCAGGAGCUCCCUCCUCCUGCAGCUGCCAGGUGGGGCCAGUGCACAACAAGGCCCCCCACCCCCACCCCUGCACCCAGGAAACAGGCCACAGUGUCCAGUCAGCAGGCACGUGGCGCCCUCUGCUGGGCAUUAGAGCCACUUGUCCCCAGGGACUCCCAGGGUGAAGAGGGGCCCUGAGACCACUUCUCCUCACCCCUUGAAAUGGGGCAAGAUCAAGGCAGGGCCGGCUGUUCUGUGUCUCGUCUCGGUCUUCCGACUCCAGGAUGGGGAAUACUCGCUCAUGCAGCCAAGUCGCGCUGAGGCCCUUCCUGCCACCCCACCUUUUCCUUCUCACGUCACUGGGCCACAUGUUUAGAGGCAACAGGACUGAAAACAUGCAUUUUGCUGUGUGUCCCCAAGAGGGGCUCAGCCCUGAGCACCCAUGGGUCCUUGUCUAGACACCCCUGUGGGGUCAGUGAGGGGUCAGUGUCAGGAUCAGCUGUGAUGGGAGUUAGCAUUCAGUCUGGGGCCGGGGCUAGGGCCAGGGGUCAGCCUGUGGCUGGGGUCUGGGGUCAUUCUUGCAGAGUCAGGGGUCAGCUGUGUCCAGGGUCGAGGCUCAGGAACCAGGGAAGCACCAGUGGCCAGGCCCAUCUCGUUACAGGCUAUGGCCACGUGUCUGCCCACGGUGAUGGAGGUCGGUGUCUGGGAGACCCAGGCAGGAGAGGAAGAUGGUGGAAAGAGAGGCAGCCCUGGUUUCCUCCAGCCCCCCAGGGAUGGCUGCUCCUAGUCUUUGCUAUUCUUGGGGGCCGAGAGUCCAGGCGUCCACGCACAAUGCCUCAGCGGCCAGGCCCCUGGGCAUGAUCCAUAGAGGGCCCAAUGCUUUGGCUCUGUCUCAGGGGUCAAUGCCUUGUUGUAACCACCACUGGCUUUGUCACAAACACAUGCUUGAGACCAGGCCAAGGUGGGCGAUACUGAGGGGAAGGGGUCUAUCAAACAUUAUGUUUGGGUGGAGAGUACUGGAUGCUGCUGUAGACCAGGGACAUGGAAGCUGAGGUCUGAGGGUGGGCUUCACAGGUAUUCUGGAGGCCAACACACCCACCUGGAAUGCUGUGUGGAUUUCUGCAUGUGGGGCUUUCUGUGGUUUUCAUCAGAUUCUCAGAGGGCCAUAACCAAAAACAAACAAACAAACAAACAAACAAAAAGCUAAGAAUCCUUAUCUAAGCCCAUCCUUAGCUUUUUUUCAAAAACACCUUUGUUUAUUAUAGCUUUAUUGAGCUAUAACUGACAGGCAAUGAACUACACACUAUAUAUUUAUAGUGUCCAAUUUGAUAAAUUUUGAUGUUUGUAUAUACUGUGAAACGAUCACCACAAUCAAGAUGAUGAACAUAGCCACUGCCCUCAAAAUUGAUCUGCUUUCUGAUCCUAUAGAUUUAUUUGUAUUUUCUAGAAUCUUAUAUUAGUAGUAGAACCAUACAGUAUGUACUUUUCUUGUGGGGGGGUCCAGUUUCUUUCACUCAACCAGAUUAUUUUGAUAUUCAUCCAUGCUAUAGUGUGUAUCAAUAGUUUAUUACUUUUUAUUGCUGAGUAGUAUUCCAUUGUGUGGAUAUACCACAAUUUGUACAUCCAUUUAUCUGUUGAUAGACAUUUGAGUUGUUCCUGAUUUUUGGCUAUUACAAAUAAAGCUGCUAUGAACAUUCAUGAAUACAUACCUGUGUGGACAUAUGCUUUUGCCUCUCUUGGGUAAAUACCUCGCAGUGGAAAGAAACUGCCAAACUGUUUUCUAAAAUUGUUGCACCAUUUUGCAUUCCUAUCAGCAGUGGAUGAGCAUUCCAGUUGCUCCACAUCCUGGACAACAUUUGGUGUGGUUAGUCUUUUGAAAUCAUUUUUAGCCAUCAGAGUGGGUGAGUAUGGUAUCUCAUUGUGCUUUUUUUUUCACUUCCCUAAUGACUAAUGAUGUUGAGCAUUUAUUCAUGUGCUUCUUUGUUAUCCAAAUCAUUGGUGAAGUGUCUGUUCAAAUCUUUUGCCAUUAUACACAAACAAUAAUC
Messenger RNA from Mirounga angustirostris (Northern elephant seal), 3136 nucleotides. RefSeq names its product family with sequence similarity 241 member B (gene FAM241B). The transcript is spliced from 5 exons. Bases 156 to 629 code for a protein of 157 amino acids. The record is from RefSeq and is a predicted model, not a curated record. Lineage: Eukaryota; Metazoa; Chordata; Mammalia; Carnivora; Phocidae. Gene Ontology annotation, cellular component: intracellular membrane-bounded organelle.